UUAGCUGAUAUAUUUUUGGUUGUUGUGUUUUUUACUGUACGUUGCUGUUUAACUGCAGAACAGAGUAUAUUCAGUUGUUUAAAAAUGUUUGGAGCUUUAUGUGUCAAAUAUUUGUGGCAAGAAAUUAUAUUAAAUAACAGGUUUGGGCAUGUCAUGGAAUAUGAUUUGAAUUUGAACAUGAUUCCAUUGAUUUUGGUGAUUUAUUAUUGAGACACACAGAGAUAAAGUUCAGUGCCUGUCUAAUUACUUGUCGUGUCUGUGACGCUUGAGAGGAUUAUCAUGACGGGGAAGACUUGAUAAUGAGGUGUAGAUGGAGAGAGUGAAUCACACACACAGCCAUACUUAUCCAUACUGGUGCUCAGUAGUAGCAGAGGGACUUGGCCCUGGGCACUGAUCAGUCACCAUGCAGGAGUUUGAUAUCAUAGUGUUGGGUACAGGACUGAAGGAAUGUAUUCUCUCUGGCUUGAUGUCAGUGGGUGGGAAGAAGGUCCUUCACAUUGACCGCAACCCUUACUAUGGUGGAGAGAGUGCAUCUAUCUCCUCCCUAGAAGAGCUAUAUAAGAGGUUUCAGGUUCCAUGUCCAGCUAAGCCAAUGGGACGUGGGAGGGACUGGAAUGUGGACCUUGUUCCCAAAUUUCUACUUGCCAGUGGUCAGCUGGUUAAAAUGCUGGUGUACACCAAGGUAACUCGGUAUCUGGACUUUAAGGUGGUGGAGGGCAGCUAUGUGUACAGGGCUGGUAAAGUCCACAAGGUCCCUUCAACUGAGGCAGAAGCCCUAGCUUCAGAUCUGAUGGGGAUGUUUGACAAGCGCAGGUUCAGGAAGCUUCUUCUGUUCCUUCUGAACUUUGAGGAGAGAGACCCGCGGACCUACCAGGACAUGGACCCCAACAGGACCAGCAUGAGGGAGCUGUUCCGCCACUUUGACCUGGGACCAGACAUCAUGGAGUUCACUGGUCACGCCAUGGCCCUGUACCGCAGUGACGAGUCAGUACAAAUAUUACACAGACAGUCAGAAAGACGGACACACGCACACCUAUCUCAAUGGUUGUGUCCCUGUCUUCACAGUUACUUGGACCAGCCGUGCAUCCAGACCAUCAGACGGAUCAAGCUGUAUUCUGAGUCUCUGGCUCGGUAUAACUUCAGUCCGUACCUCUAUCCACUGUAUGGGCUAGGGGAAUUACCUCAGGGCUUUGCCAGGUUAAGUGCAGUGCAUGGAGGGUCCUACAUGUUAAACAGGGGAGUGGAGGAGAUUGUGAUGGACAAGGGCAAAGUGGUAGCAGUGAAAUCUGAGGGAGCGCUGUUCCGCUGUAAACAGCUGAUCUGUGACCCCAGCUACGUGCCCAACCGGGUGAAGAAGGUGGGCCGGGUCAUUCGGGUCAUCUGUUUACUGAAUCAUCCAAUCAAAAACACCCAUGAUGCCAACUCCUGUCAAAUCAUUAUCCCUCAAACACAAGUCCACAGGAAAUCAGAUAUCUAUGUAUGUAUGGUGUCCUACGCUCACAAUGUGGCAUCAGAGGGGAUGUAUAUCGCAAUGGUGAGCACCACUGUAGAGACCAGUAACCCAGAGAAGGAAGUGCAGCCUGGGUUAGAACUACUAGAGCCCAUUCAGCAGAAAUUUGUUUCUAUCAGCAACAUGAUGGUCCCCAUUGACGAUGGAAGGAACAGUCAAAUCUUUGUGUCUCGCUCCUAUGAUGCCACGACACACUUUGAGAUGGAGUGUGAGGACAUCAAGGAUAUGUAUCGCCGCAUCACAGGAUCAGAAUUCAUCUUUGGUGACUUACGCAAAGACUGUGGUGGUGAUGAUGAUGACGACGAGGACUAAGGGACACUAAGUGGAGUUGCUACCAUUUUUGUCUUGAGUGGCUCAGUUGACAGAGCAUAGUCCUUGCAACACCAGGAUCCUGGGUUCAACUCCCUCUAGGGCGGGCCACCCAUCCAAAAAUGUAUGCACACUCAUGUAUAACAACGUCAGCAAAUAUGACAUUACUAUUAUAUUGCGGCUGUCUAAAAUGUCCUGGUUUUUACUGUUUUUUGAAGCAACCCUUCGAUUCACCUCUUGUAUCUCCCAAAAUGCCCAGCUUCACAGCUAAUCUAUCAGUCCUAUUUAUCAUGUGCUUUAUGUGGUAGAUGCUCUCGUACUCUGAUGGCAUUGAGACUGGAGAGUGGUAAAGCUAAAUAACUCAGUCGAUUUAAUACCCUGUCUAAUAAACACCACACUUUAUUAGACUGUGGUAAAUGUCAAA
This is a messenger RNA of Oncorhynchus kisutch (coho salmon), 2243 nucleotides long. Its product is annotated as rab GDP dissociation inhibitor beta. Gene Ontology annotation, biological process: protein transport; small GTPase-mediated signal transduction; vesicle-mediated transport. The record is from RefSeq and is a predicted model, not a curated record. The coding region runs from base 404 to 1822 and encodes 472 amino acids. Gene Ontology annotation, molecular function: Rab GDP-dissociation inhibitor activity. The transcript is spliced from 10 exons. NCBI's taxonomy places the organism in Eukaryota, Metazoa, Chordata, Actinopteri, Salmoniformes, Salmonidae. Gene Ontology annotation, cellular component: cytoplasm.